Messenger RNA from Musca domestica (house fly), 2000 nucleotides. RefSeq names its product transmembrane protein 87A-like. The record is from RefSeq and is a predicted model, not a curated record. Gene Ontology annotation, biological process: retrograde transport, endosome to Golgi. Gene Ontology annotation, cellular component: Golgi apparatus; membrane. NCBI's taxonomy places the organism in Eukaryota, Metazoa, Arthropoda, Insecta, Diptera, Muscidae. The coding region runs from base 204 to 1886 and encodes 560 amino acids. The transcript is spliced from 10 exons.
ACAUUUCUAAAGCAGCGCAGUAGCAGAGUGUCAAAAAGGAAAAAAGUAAUAUGUACGUCGUGAUAGAAAAAUAGUUUUUCCGAUUGAAAAUAUUUAUUUGAUUCAUGAAUUUACCAAAUAAAUCAAGUGAAUUGAGUUGUCGACGACGAUAUUAAACACGUAUAUCGAAUUAUACACGACCGGCACAUAGGAAACCGUAAAAAAUGAUGACAACAAAACAAAUAAAAACGUUUCUGUAUUGGGUGACGUUGCUGGAAAUAUGGGGAAUCGUUUCAUGUAUAUCGGAUCCAGGAAUAACAAAAUUCACACUGUCACCCAAUGCUCCAACCGAACGGGAAAUGAGACCUCUAUUGGCCAACACUAAAAUCUAUGCAAAAUUGGAGUGUGAAGCCAAUACUGAAACUGAAUUUGAUAUCAUCAUUAGUACAUCGUUAGUGGAGCGACAAUGUUGGUUCGAUGCCCCCGAUGUUCAAAAAGCUUACGAUAUACUGGAAAGUCAACAAAGAGCCCAAAAUCAAAGUGCACAAGUGGUGCAUAAAUACCAGAUAGACGGUACAUGUCCACAUCAUCUAAUUGUUUUGGAAAUACCCAACACUGAGAUCCAAGGGGCUGUUGCUAAUGCAUUAACUUCUGAUAAGACGACCAUCAAGCCAGGCGACACAUCACAAUUGACGGCUAAAUCUCCUGCUGAUACCAUGAAGAAUGCCAAACAUCCAUUGUCGCCAACCAAUCGACCAUUGUACACCGUUUCACAUGAUGGCAUCUACGAACUGACCAUUACUGUUGAAACAAAAACACCAGAGGCCGCUGAGUUUUCAGCCAUGGUUACGGUGGAAAUGUUGGGACCCUAUGGUUAUAUAUCGGCUACCGAUUUUCCAUUCUUACCGUUCUAUGGUAUAAUGUGCAUUGUAUAUGUAAUAUUUGGCGUCAUUUGGUUGGGUGUCUCCUUUAUGCAAUGGCGUGAUUUGUUGCGUAUACAAUUCUGGAUAGGCGGUGUAAUUUUACUGGGCAUGUUGGAGAAGGCAUUUUUCUAUGCAGAAUAUCAUUCAGUGAAUACUAGUGGUGUUUCAGUGCCUGGAGCUGAAUUAACAGCUGAAUUUGUAUCGUGUGCCAAAAGAACUUUGGCUCGUAUGCUGGUUAUAAUAAUGAGCUUGGGUUUUGGUAUUGUAAAACCUCGUCUGGGUCCAUUGUUACAUCGUGUGGUAGGUGUGGGCUUGUUGUAUUUCCUGUUGGCUUGUGUUGAAAGUUAUCUACGUGUUAUGCGCAACAAACCGGACAUACAAAAUGAAUUACUGGUAGCCAGCAUUCCAUUGGCAGUUUUAGAUACCGGUAUUUGUUGGUGGAUCUUUACAUCUUUGGUUCAAACCACACGUACAUUGCGUUUGAGAAGAAAUAUGGUUAAGUUGUCACUGUAUAGACAUUUCACAAAUACAUUAAUAUUUUCGGUAAUUGCUUCCGUCAUAUUUAUGUUGUAUGCUUUACGUUUACGUAAAGCAGAAAAUUGCACGCCGGGCUGGCGUAAUAUCUGGAUUGAUACAGCAUUUUGGCAUAUCCUUUUCUCAGUUUUGUUGUUGGUUAUAAUGAUUUUGUGGCGUCCCACAAAUAAUAACCAACGUUAUGCAUUUACACCACUGCUUGAUAAUCCAGAGGAUGAGGAUGAUGAAGAAGAGGAUCAGUUUGUGGCAGAUGUUUAUGGUGUUAAAAUGCGCGGUACCAACAGUAACGGAGCCAAGACACCGCCAUCUAAGACCACAACAAAUGAAGAAGAUGAUCUACGUUGGGUAGAGGAAAACAUACCCGAAUCAAUGGCUGAUGUCACAUUACCCGCACUCGAUUCCGACGAAGAAAUUAUCAAUACGAAAUUCGAAGUGUCGAAAAUGCAAUAGAUCGACAGCAAAAACUCAUUAUAAUAACAAACAAGAGACAAAGAUAAAUAUAUAUAUACAUAAAAUAAGCUAUGAGUAUAAAAAAUUAUUAAUUAUUAUUAUUAUUUUUUUUUU